AAUAAUGUCAAAUGAGAAUUAAGUGAUUUAGAUGUAGGUAACUGAAAAUGAAAUUGUGAAAAGUGAAUGUAGUGAGCUUAAGACUUAAGUCUUAACACUAUAACUUGUAUAACUAUAAAGUAUAACACUAACGCGGUAGUAUUAGCUUAGUAUUAUUAUUAACUGUGGUACUGUACUUUUGUUGUGUAGUGACAUAAGCGUAAAAAUAGAAUUAGACUAAUAGUAUCGCUUCUCAGCCUUUUGGCUAAGAUCGAAGUGUAGUAUCAAAGUGUGUAGACUAAUAGAAGGGGGGUAUAUUAUCGGACUACGGAGUUUCAGAGUCAAAUUACAAAAAACAUCAAUUAAGAUAUAUGAUUACGUGCAUGGAAAAAGCACGAUAAGUGGAUUUUUUAGGAUAACCUAAAAAACACGCCUCUCAACGGCAUCCCUACGGGGGUACUUGAGGCUAAACUCUUCCCCCCCCCCCCAGCUUAUGGCUUACCCAAACGCCUAUGUGUAGUGUUACAUUGUUAAGAACUGCAAUGUCCUGAGUCAGUAAAUGAGUUAUACUAUAGAUUGACUGUUGGCUUGCUCACUUUAGUUUAUGUUAACAUAAAACUCAAUUCUUCUUUACUAAUACUAUCUCUUACAUUUAUACCAUUACCAACCAUCUUCUUUGACCAAGGACAUGUAGACAAAAGUAUAACUAUAAGUAUCUUAUUUUUAAUGAGUGUUCUACACUUGCCAUUGGCAUGUUAAGGUAUGCCUAUGGGAAAAGAAAAUUAAUCUUUUUCCCCCCUCCCUCCAAUAGAACUUAACACAAAACUUGCCCAUGAAUCUGUUUAAUUGUAUGUGCCACCUUACAUUAACAUAUUUUAAAUGUUUUUUGUUGUUUUUUUUUCUAAAGCUUCAAUUUAAAAUACAAAGGAUAGAUUGGAGAAUUUUUUAAAAAAUAUAUUGAUUUCUAAUUUAAGGUAGUCAUGUACAUAACAAGAGAAAGAAUGUAAUGCAAAUGACUAAACAUCAUUGACUUAAAAAGCAAAGGAGUAAAUUAGAAAUAAAUACCUAAGUUUAAAUUUACAGAUACCUAGUAUGGAAGGUUUUAAGGAUUAUAGGAAAACCAGGGAUCUUACUAAAAUGGAAAUCAGAAAGGGCUUAUGAUAAACAGCUGGCUGACAGUGUUAAAACUAACAGCAAAUAUGUUUUUCAUGUAUUUUAAAAGUAAGCUAAAUGUUGAAAUGGUAGUCAGGCCUUUAAGGGAUGCUAAUGGCAAGGUUUGUGUUGAAUACUAAGAUACCUGAGGUUUUAAAUGUUCUUUUAUGUUUUUACAGGAGAAGAGCAUAAUAAUAUUUCUCACUCUGAACAUUCUAUGGAAAGUAUUUGGAUUGAUCUGAAUCAUGUAAAUGCAACUAGGUCAUUUAUUAUGGCCUCAACUAGCUCAGUAAAGAUGCAUAGUGAAUUCCUACAAGUUAUCACAUGGACACAAACAACUGUCAAACCAAAAAUACCAACUAAAACUUAUUAUCUAACUCAGAAGACAGAGAAGAAUAUUGACUAUUCUGAGUGAAGUAUGCAAGAAGAAAAUGAUAGUUUUUGUAAAGCUGCAUAUAAAGUUUUGUCAAUUGUUGAAUGGACAGGAAAAGGGGAUACAACUCUGAAUAACUUUGGAAAUGUUCCUCUACAAGAAAUAAAAGAUGAAAAGGAAAAAUCUAAGUCGUUGAAUAUUAUUGAGAUGUUGAAGACUUGUGAAGAGAGAGAGUCAGAGUUAUUAAAGUUGACUACUGAUAUUCAUCGCUACAGACUGGCAAGAGGAACUACUGAUAUCACACAGUCCUCUGUCUUAGAAGAGAAAAUAAAAAUGAUAACAGAAUUAACCAACCACCUGUCUUCAAUCAUUAGUGAAACCGAUCAACUUCGAUAUAGGCUUCAGCAACCUCUCACAACUGAUGCUGUUAAUAUUCAUGUGUCACAUCACAAAUCAGUUGUAGAGUUCUUCUACACUGCUGUAUCUUUUCUAAAUGAAUUAGAAAAACACUUGGGUGACAUUUUGUGGAUUAGUAGGGUUGAUUGGCAAGCAACACUCAGUCAACAAGCUGAUACACAGUUCAUCACACAAAAACAGUGGGCUCAGAUACAGAGCGCUGUCCAUGCUGUCAAUUUGUUUCGUUCAGCUCUUUGUGGUCUUUAUAAAAAGAAGGUAGACAGAUCAACAGAUGCUACAACUAAUAUAGAAGGAUCAACAGGUGUUACAACUAAUAUAGAAGGAUCAACAGAUGUUACAGCUCAGUCAAAGCUAACAGACAACUCUGAACUGGAUAGUGAUGUGUUUUUGGACUGAAUGCUAAUACACUUACCAAUGCAUAAUACAUGGAUUUUUUUAACACAUAUUUUUGAUACACUGAUAACAUAAAUCUCGUAGAUUAGUAUAUAUAAAAGACAUUAGAAAUGCUGGCAUAUAAUUUUCAAAGAGUAAAUAAAUUUUAUGAAAAAUCCUGA
Molecule: messenger RNA, 2475 nt
Organism: Limulus polyphemus (Atlantic horseshoe crab)
Lineage: Eukaryota; Metazoa; Arthropoda; Merostomata; Xiphosura; Limulidae
Exons: 7
Coding region: 1550-2317 (255 amino acids)
Biological process (GO): centrosome cycle; spindle assembly; microtubule nucleation
Cellular component (GO): HAUS complex; centrosome; mitotic spindle microtubule
Source: RefSeq, a predicted model, not a curated record